CAGGGCAUGGGAACGGGGCGUGGGGACACCGCGUGGGGGUAGGGCAUGGGGACAAAGUGUGGGGACAGGGCAUGGGGACACCGUGUGGGGCAUGGCAUGGUGACAGGGACUGGGGACACCACGUGGGGAUAUGGCACGGGGACACUGUGUGGGGACAUCGUGUGGGGGUAUGGUGUGGGGACCCUGCACAGGAUCAGGGCAUGGGGACACUUCGUGGGGGUACGGCAUGGGGAUGGGGCAUGGGAACAGGGCAGGGGGACAGGGCAGGGGGGGGUGUGGGUACACCGCGUGGGGAUAUGGUAUGGGGACAGGGCAUGGGAACAGGGCACGGGGACACCGCAUGGGGGCAUGGCAGGGGGACACUGUGUGGGGACACUUUGUGGGGACAGGGCAGGGGGAUAGGUGUGGGGACACCAUGUGGGGACACCAUGUGGGGAUUUGGUAUGGGGACACUGUGUGGGGUCAGGGCAUGGGGACACUGUGUGGGGGUAUGGCAUGGGGACGGGGCAUGGGGACACAACACAGGGAUACGGUGUGGGGACAGGACGUGGGGACAUCGUGUGGGAACAGGGCAUGGGGGCACUGUAUGGGGGCAUGGCAUAGGGACACUGCGUGGGGACAGGGCAUGGGGACGUUGUGUGGGGGCAUGGCAGGGGGACACCGUGUGGGGACAGGGCACAGCAAUAGGGCGUGGGGACACCACCUGGGGAUAUGGUAUGGGGACAGGGCGUGGGAACAGGGCAUGGGGACAUCGUGUGGGGACAGGGCAUGGGGACAUCAAGUCAGGACAUGGCGUGGGAACAGGGUGUGGGAACAGGGCAUGGGGACACUGUGUGGGGGCAUGGCACAGUCCCCACAUGGGGACGUGGACACAGGGACACUGCAUGGGGGCAUGGCACAGUCCCCAGGUGGGGGGGACAGGGCCUGGGGACAGCAUGGGGACAGCAUGGGGACACGGCACAGCCGCUGUGAGGGGUCAUGACAGAGGCAUGGCACAGGGGCACUGUGUAGGGACACAGCGCGGGGACAUAACGUGGGGACAUUGCACGGGGACAUGGCAAGGCCCCAUGGGGUGGGUGCCCUUGCCCCCUGUGCGAUGUCCCAAGGCCCCGCAGCUGACAGCGAGGCCAAGCGGGGGCCUGACCCCCACCACCCCCAUGGCAGGUGGCAGCCGUCGGGGGCCACCACCGCACACCAUCCCCUGUCCCCUGUCCCCUGUCCCCCGUCCCCUGCCCCGCACCCCCCGGCCAUGCAGGCUGCGCCGCCGCCCGCCCCCGCCGUCACCAUGCACCAGGGCUACGCGGCCGUGCUGUGUGUCCUGGCCGUGCUGAGGCUGGAGGCUGCCGCGCUGGGCGAGUGCGAGCUGGUGCGGCUGCUGCAGGACCAGCUGCGCUACGAGAAGCGCCUGCAGUACACGAAGCACUACUUCCCUGUCGGAUACACGCUGCGGGUCCAGUACGAGGAGGUGCUGAGGCCGGCCAACAUCACACGCCUGCGUGCCGGGGCGGCCUCGGAGGCCUCGCUGCGCUACCUCUGGUUCCACGUCAGCGCGCAGGCGGUGCAGCGGAUCCGCGAGGUGCUGCCGGAGCAGCACCCAUCAUGGCCCUACGCCCGCGACCUGGGCCAGCUGCUCGACGCCCUGGGCCGGGAGUACGGGCAGUACCGGCAGAGCGACGUGGCGGCGGCGGUGGCCGAGCUGGUGCAGCGGCUACACAGCGGUGAGCGGCGCCCCAAGGCCGUGCGCCCCAAGGCGCUGCUGGACAACUGCCUGCGGGUGCUGCGGAUGCUCUUCGGGGCACCCUGUCGGUGGGGAGCCACGGAGAGCGGCGGCGAGGCGGGGAGCCAGCGAGGAGGAGGAGGAGGAGGGUGAAGGGCACGCUGGGUGGGGGGCUCUUCGGGCAUUUCGUGUUCUUUUUCAUGUUUCUAUUCUAAUUUUUUAUUUUUUUAAUGUUUUUUAUUUUUUAUUCUUUAUUUUUUAUUAUUUUUUAUUCCUUCUUUAUUUUUUUAUUUUCUUCUUUUUUAUUUUCUUCUUUUCUUUAUUUUCUUUUUUUUUUUCUUCUUUUUUUUUUUAAUUUCUUUAUUCUGUAUUUUUAUUUUUUAUUUUAAAAUUUCUUUUAGCUUUUUAAAAACUCACCCGUUUUUAACAUUAUCCUCCCGUCCCGGCCUCCAUUAACCACUUGGCGGCGCCCAGCACCGAGCCCGGGCCCCGGGCGGGGGGGGCCGAGGCCGAAGGGCGGAGCCGCAGCUCCUCUGCCUCCGGGGGAGGGAGGAGAUGAGGGGGGCGACCGGAGCUGCCCCAUGGACAUUGCGCCCCAGGGACCUCCCACCCCAUGGACAUCCACCCCUUGGACGUCCCUCCCCAUGCAUAUCCUGCCCCUAUGGAUAUCCCCCUCCAUCGGCAUCCUGCCCCAUGGACCAUCUGCCCCAUCGACAUCCCUUCCCGCCCUAGGAAUACCCCCACCCCAUGGACAGCCCACCCCAUGGACAACCCUCCCCAUAGACAUCCCUCCCUAUGGACCUCCUUCCCCAUGGACAUCCUGUCCCAUCAAACUCUCACCUCCAUAGACGUCCCUCCCCGUAAACAUCCCUCCCCAUGGACCUCCCACCCCAUCGAUGUCCCUCCCCAUAGACAUCCUACACCAUAGAUGACCCUCCCAUAGUCAUCCCACCCCACGGCCCUCCCUCCCCAUUGACCUCCUGCCCUAUAGCCAUCCCUCCCUAUGGACCUUCUGCCCCAUAGAUAUCCUAUCCUAUGGCACUCCCUCCCCCUGGACCUCCCGCCCCAAAGACAUCCCACGUCAUUCCCCAUGGACAUCUCACUCCAUUUACAUCCUUCCCCAUAGACAUCCCCCCCAUAGCCCUCCCGCCCCAUAGACAUCCUACCCUAUGGCUCUCCCUCCCCAUGGACCUCCCACCCCACAGCCGUCCUGCUCCAUAGAUGUCCCCUCCAUAGACUUCCCCCCGCCCAUUGACAUCCCUCCCCAUUGACGUCUUCCCCCACUGAAACAUCCCACCCCAUAGCCAUCCCUCCCUUAUGGACCUGCUACCCCAUAGACGUCCCUCCCCAUAGACACUCUACCCUAUGGCCCU
Cygnus olor (mute swan) is the source of this 3090-nucleotide messenger RNA. It is a transcript of the gene IL34, whose product is annotated as interleukin 34. The record is from RefSeq and is a predicted model, not a curated record. The coding region runs from base 1055 to 1870 and encodes 271 amino acids. Lineage: Eukaryota; Metazoa; Chordata; Aves; Anseriformes; Anatidae. Gene Ontology annotation, molecular function: cytokine activity; macrophage colony-stimulating factor receptor binding. Gene Ontology annotation, biological process: positive regulation of cell population proliferation; positive regulation of monocyte differentiation; positive regulation of macrophage differentiation. The transcript has 6 exons.